This is a messenger RNA of Trypanosoma cruzi, 152 nucleotides long. RefSeq names its product small GTP-binding protein, putative. Gene Ontology annotation, cellular component: endosome. The transcript has a single exon. Gene Ontology annotation, biological process: regulation of endocytosis. The record is from RefSeq and is a predicted model, not a curated record. The annotation marks the transcript as partial. NCBI's taxonomy places the organism in Eukaryota, Euglenozoa, Kinetoplastea, Trypanosomatida, Trypanosomatidae.
AUGGCCGAGAAAUAUCAGCAAUUAAUCAAGCUCAUUCUUGUGGGUGAUAGCGGCACUGGAAAGUCUUCUCUCCUUCAUAGAUUUGUAGAAGAUACUUUUUCAGAACAACAGGCACAGACAAUUGGUGUUGAGUUUGGCUCGAAAAUUGUUCA